Molecule: messenger RNA, 2878 nt
Organism: Paramecium sonneborni
Lineage: Eukaryota; Ciliophora; Oligohymenophorea; Peniculida; Parameciidae
Source: the annotation of a GenBank genome assembly
AAUGUUUAGCACAGAAGAAUUUAUUAUUCAAUAUAAGAAUCUUUCAAAUCCUGAUAAAAGUAUAAGUCAAUAAGCAAAUCAAUAUAUCCUUAAAUUACAAUAAACUGAUGAAGCAUUUAAUAUUGCUAAAUCAAUAUUAGAUUAAUAAAAUAUUCAAUAAGAAUAUUAAUUCAUAGCUUGUCAAUUGAUUUAUAGAAGAUUAAAAGAGGAUUGUGAUAUAUCUAUAUAACCCUAUCUUUUAAAUUUAUUAGGAAGGCCAUUUACAAAUAUUGUAUUGAAUUAAGUUUGCUCAUCUUUAGCUGUUAUUAUUAUUGGUAAUCCUCAGCUUUGGAAAGGGUAUCAAUAUAUUAUCUAUACUUUUAGAAUACUACAAGAGUUAAUAUAAUUAAUGAAAGUUAAAAUGUAAUUAGGAAUUGAAAUUCUUACUUAAAUUGCUAUUUAAGGUAAAGAAUGCAAUUCGAAUAAAGUAUAAUAUCAAUUGCAACAAGAAUUCUAGACUUAAUAACAUUAACUUUCGGAAAUAUUUUAAAAUUUAUUUUGCAUUUAGGAUUUGAGUAUUUUUAAUUAAACUAUUCUAUGCAUAUAAUCAUGGGUGUAAUUGUCAUUUAACUUAUUCAAAGAUUCUAAUAUGAUUUAAUAAAUCAUACUACUAAUUACAUAAGCUUUGUAAAAUAAUGCUAUUGAACAUUCUGAUAAAUUGUUUUCCUUAUUAUAUGAGGCUGUUAUUUUCUCAAAAUAUAAGAAUUAGAAUAUAGAACCUGUUGUUCGAUAAAAUUUAAUAAUUAUAUUAGAAUUCAUACUUCAAAUUUACAAUUCAUAAAUCUCUGUUAUGUAUGCAUCUUUAGCUACUAAGCUUAUCUGUGAUUUUUAUCCUAUUAUAUAAAAUUCUCAUUAUGAAGAAAAAGUAUUCAAUUUUAUGUUCAAUAUGGUUAAUAAUCAAAAGAGAAAAAUUGUAUUUUAAACUUUUGAAUUUUGGAGUCAAAUGAAAUAGUCUCAUUUACUUUAAGAUUUUUGGUUGAAAAUAUUACAAUGUCUAAUUGAUAAAUGUAAGACAAAAUCAAUCAAAUUAACUAAAGAAUUCUUAACAGGAGAAACUGAAGAUGAAAAUGAUUACUUCAAUUCGACAAAUCAAGAAUGUUAGGAGAAUAAUAUAUCUACUUCUGAUUUUAGAGAACAUUGCAAAGAGAUAUUUAUUUGCAUUUAUAAAAGUGUUGAAUAAUUAAAUCAAACAGAUAUAUUUUUUUAAAUCAUUUUAUCAAAUUUGAUUAUUACUAAUCCUGAUUCAGCAGAUUAAAUUAUUUAAACUGAGGCAGCAUUAUUUUGCCUUUUUUCAAUUAUUGACGAAACAGAUUUCUAAAUCAAUAAUCAAUUAAUUUUAUAAAUUUUAUAAUUUGUGCUUUAAUUGCCAAAUAAUUCCAAUUUUUAAAUAAUUGUAAAAACUUCUUUACAAAUGUUUACUGUGUUAACUAAUUAAAUAAAUUAAAACUUUGAAUUAUUGUUUUCUAUAACUAAAUAUUUUUUUCAAUACAUGCUUCAUCCUUUAUUAGGAUCUUUAGCAGGAGUGUAUUAUAUUUACUAAAUUUUAGUGGUUUUGAAUAAAUAUGUAAUAAUGGAGAACUUAAUAAUUAAUAAAUGAUUUCAGAAUGUAUAACAUUCUUAGAACAACAUCUAAACGAUUUUAUAACCUAAACUCAGUUAAAUUACUUUCUUGAAGGUAUAUUGAAAUUAUGUCAUCGUAUGUAUUUACUUGGAAAAUUAGAUUACAUAAUUCAGGUAUAACUUUAAUUUAUAUUUUUAGUUAUUUAACUUUGCAAAUAACCAAUUUUAACUCUUAAAAAAUAUGAAUUUGCUAACCAAAUAGUAAUUCACAUAUAUUAUUACUUUGAUAGUUGCAAUAUUAACAUGGAUUAAUUCAAAUAUUGAAGAAAUCGAUGAUAAAUUAAAUUAAAUAUCAGAUUUGCUAUGUUAAUCAUUAACAGAACCAUUAAUAAUUAUACUAAAGGAAUAAUAAUGUUUGUAAAAUAAUGAGGAAAUAUACUAAUUAGUAAGAAUGAUAAUGAAAGUCUCUAAUUAUUAAAACUAAUAAUAAUAAAUAAUUUAAUUACUUUAAAUAUCAUUUCAAGUAUUUUAUUAAAAUCCUACAUAAAAACAUUAAUGGUUAUAAUUAAUUACAAUUGUUAUAAGUAGAUCUUAAGAAUAUUAAUUUAUUUCUUAAUGGACAUAUUCAAAUAGUUAAGAAAUUCAUAAAUUUUGCAUAGAAUAAUUUAAAUAAUGGAAAGAUUCAAAUGUGACAAAGGUCUAUGUUGAGUUUGUAAAAGAAUGUACGAGAAAUUGUUAAUAAGCAGUUUUUGAAUCACCUUACUUGUAUUUGAUAAUGGAAAUAAUUAGUGAAGCAUUUGAGACAAUAAACUCUUACGAAAUGCAAAGAGAAAUUCUAAAUUUUUUUAAGUAAAUAAUAGUAUUAUAGUAUAAGAACUUUGUCUUAAUAUAUUGAAAAUGGAAAGGAAUAUUUCAAUAAGAUCAUAAUAUAAAUAGUAAAAACUUUAUUUUUAAGCAUAUCCAAUAUUAAUCGUGCAAUCGUAUUUUAAAUUAUAUAGAUCUUACAAUUCAUCUUAAAAAAGGAUGUAAAUGUUAGAGAACUAAAAGAACUUAUUUUUUAGACAUUAUUAAAAAGUUGGGGAGCAAAGAAAAACCCUUAAUAAGUUGAAAUAAUCAGUUAAGCAAUAGUACAUUAUUUAAGAUAGACUGGAGAAAGCGGAUUAAAUAGAGAACUAAAAUUAUUGUUGUAAAAUUUAAGAGAAAUGGGAGAGGAAGAGAUUGAUUAUAUGCAUUUGGAAGCCAUAUUGAAGUAAUGAUAAUUAAAUUUCUAUUUAUUGUG